Molecule: messenger RNA, 1088 nt
Organism: Paramecium sonneborni
Lineage: Eukaryota; Ciliophora; Oligohymenophorea; Peniculida; Parameciidae
Source: the annotation of a GenBank genome assembly
AUGAAUUAAGAAAUCAGGAAAGAAUUAGAAAAAUAAAAGGAGAAUAUAAUUAAUAAAGAAGAAGAAAAAGAAAAUCCAAACAAUAAAGAAGUAGAAAAGGAGAAUAAAAUUAAUAAAGAAGUAGAAAAAGAAAAUUAAAAUAAUACAGAUUACAAAGUCUAUUAAAAUGUGAUAAUAUUUAAAAAUCUUUAAAUAAAUAUUGAAGAUACCUUGAAAAACUAUGAAGAAUAAUAGAUUGGUCCAGAUAUUUAUAAAUAUGAUGUAAUAUAAUUGCCAAAUAAUGAAAAAAUUUAAGAUGAAUCAAAAUUAAGAAUAUUUUGUGAAGAAAGAGACAGUAAUGGUCUUUUGUUAAAUAAAGACAAAUAAGUUUAAUUAAAAAAAUUCUCUAUGAAAUCACCUAAACCUGAAUUUAAUCUUAUUAAAAAAUUACUUUUAUCAAUGCACGUUGGAGAAGAAUCAUGGUUCAAAAUAACUAAUUUUAAAAAUUAAAAUGAAAAUGAAAUUUAAGAAUAAAAUAUUAAAUAUUAUAAAAUAAAGAUAGUAGAAUAAUAGAUUGUUGAAAAACCAUUAGAUUUAAAAGCAUUAGAAAAGUAUAAAAAAUUUUAUAAGUAGUCGUUUUCUUUAAUUUGAAAAAUUUAGAAAAUAUGGGAAUGAAUUAUUUAAGAACAGUUAAUUUGAAAAUGCUAUAAAAAAGUAUAAAAAAGGAAUAAAUUUUAUGGAGGCAUGGCCAAAAAUAUAUGAAUAAGAUCCUGAGGUUAAUUAAAAGAAAAAAUAUUAUUACUAAUUAUUUUGUAGCAAUAUGGCUUAAUCGUAUAUCUUUUUAAAGGAAUAUGAAAAAGCCAUAAUGAUUUUAGAAGAUAUUAUACCUUAAUGUAGAGGAAAUGUAAGAAAAUACUAAAUAUUAAUAGGAAUUUGAGAUUAAAAGUUAUUAUAGAAUAAUUGUAUGCUAUAUAAAGACCAGGGAUUUUGAUAAAGCAGAAAGAUAUUUAAGAGAAGUAAAACAUGUUUGUUAAUUGGAUAAUGAUUAAUUAUAACUUUUUGAUUGGCUUGACAAAGAAUGUAGACCAUUGAAGAAAGUGAAAAUUUGA